This is a messenger RNA of Rhipicephalus sanguineus (brown dog tick), 967 nucleotides long. RefSeq names its product prefoldin subunit 3. Lineage: Eukaryota; Metazoa; Arthropoda; Arachnida; Ixodida; Ixodidae. Bases 153 to 731 code for a protein of 192 amino acids. The transcript is spliced from 6 exons. Gene Ontology annotation, cellular component: prefoldin complex; cytoplasm. The record is from RefSeq and is a predicted model, not a curated record. Gene Ontology annotation, biological process: protein folding; microtubule-based process; tubulin complex assembly. Gene Ontology annotation, molecular function: tubulin binding.
AGGUAAUCGGGCUGACCAGGGGGCGCUUGUGUCGUUUCUUGUUUCGUUCGUGAUUGCCUUUUUCUGAUCUCGCCGUCAACCACGCCUUACGUCAAGCUGCGUUUAAUUGCGCCUAUUAUUGCUCGACCAACUGCACAGGCACGGUUUUCACAAUGACAGACGCGAUAGACACCGACAAGGCGACGAAAAAGUUGGUUCACGCAGGGAUUCCCAAGGCAGAAUGCCUGGACGAUAUGGAAGAAUUCAUGGCGAGAGAAGAGAACCAAACCAUAGACGCGGCUCUUAAAAACCUUGACGAGCAGCACAGUAAAUACAAGUUCAUGGAGUUAAAUCUACUCCAGAAGAAACAAAGGUUAAAGAGCCAGAUCCCCGAAAUCAAAACGUCGCUGGAGAUCAUCAAACUGCUUAAAUCGAAAAGGGACUCCUCCGAAGACAUGGAGACAAGGUUCGUGCUGUCUGACCAGGUCUACUCCAAGGCUGUCAUACCUCCGACCGAACGAGUCUGCCUCUGGCUUGGCGCAAAUGUGAUGCUGGAGUACUCGCUAGAAGGGGCGGAGGAGCUGCUCUGUAAGAAUUUGCAGACUGCUACGAGGAACUUCACAGAGCUGAAUAGUGACCUGGACUUCCUUAGAGAUCAGAUCACAACCACUGAAGUCAAUAUGGCAAGGCUCCACAACUGGAACGUGAAAAAGGUACAGGCGGAAAAGCUAAUUGCCCAGAUGUCGGCAUGAGUGCCUCGGACAGCAUUGUGCAAGCAGCUUUCUGAUGGCCGACGACUUCUCCAGUGGUGGCGUCGUGGAAGGCACGAACGAAUCCCCCUCACAAGAGUUAACGCGUAGCCAUCGUCUCGUGAAGAGUGUCCAUACACUGUGCUGCGCGUUUGCACUGAAUAAGUUAUUGCCACAUUCGUGAAACCUAACCAAAGGUUUAGAAAAUCGUGAAUAAAAUAAAGGCUUUGUUUCAGCUA